AUGGCGACGAACCAAUCUCCACAGGCGAGGAAGCUGACCGACGUACUCCUUCCGCUAAGCAAGAGCGCUUACCAAGCUGAGCAAAACGGACAAUGGUUGGAAGCUCUGGAUCUCCAUCAAAAAGCGUCCCAGGACUAUGCCGCUUACACCAAGAGCGGGACCAAGGGCUUGGCACACGGCUGCGCGAAGCUCUACAAGGCAUAUUCCGACCGUCGUCGACGGCUGCACGACGAACGCAUCAUGUACAUCCAGCCCUGGGCCAGAGGGGGUCGACCUGCGCCGGAGAUGGUCAUCAUGCAUCCCUCAGCUGACCUGACUUUGCGCGGAUACUCUGAGGAAGUGGAUGUGGCGGAUUUGCUCAAUGGUGUGGUACAUCACGAAGCCCUGGCGUUGACCAACCAACAAGUUAGCAAUCCCUACGCCACGGGCCUGCCAAGCUAUUCAGCACAACUGCCGACUGGCCUUCCCCCCAGGGAAUACAAGCUCAUGCGCACCACAGAAGUCUCUGCCUACCUGCAUAUGGAGCUCGUCGUAGCCACUGUCACAGAAAGCCGCACCUCCCAGACCCUGCUCAUCCUGGAGACGUGGGUCGCGCCUCACGGCAAAGUACCCCAGAUCCGCGAGGCCUUUGUCUACCGAGCAGCCGACUACCCGAUUCCCGCGUUCCACCACGUCCACAACCACGACCACUACCCGGACCCCAACAUGAGCGGGAUGUGGAUGACGGCCGCUUUUCCGACCAUGAUCUACGGCUUGCCUAUUCCGCACAGCUAUCCAGCCGAGAAUAUAGACAACAGCGGCGACGAUGCUGCCGCCGCCGCUGCUGCUGCUGCUGCUGCUGCGCUCCAACGCCGCCGCGCCGCAAGCUCGAUAGUGACCGAGAUCCCCGACCGUCCCGGCUACGGAGGCGCCAUGCGCUUCACCUUUGGCGGCCGGCAGUUCGUCAGGAAGCCGCCGGACGGGAAAUGGGCCUGCUGGUGGCACCGGCACGUCCUGCGCGAGUUCACCACCGUGACACCCCACCCGGGGAGCAAGACGGGCAAGAGGUCUGACGACGCCAGCGACGUGAAGCUCAUGUGGCUCGAGGCCACGGAAGGGAAAAUCGCCGCCUCGCGGGGCAAGGUGUCGGCAUACGUCGCCGCGGGGCUCGACCCGCUGUUCAAGGAGUACGUGCUGGCGGCGACGCUGAUGAGGAUCGUGGCGGCCAAUCGGGGACUCGAAGGCGGAGCGCCGCGGCUGGAUGGGGACCCGACGAUUGUCGAUCAGAUGAUCGUGAGCAAUGCUGCGAGUUUUGUACUGUCGACGUUGUUUGGGCUGUUUUUGAGUGCCUGA
This is a messenger RNA of Microdochium trichocladiopsis, 1332 nucleotides long. RefSeq lists its product as uncharacterized. The coding region runs from base 1 to 1332 and encodes 443 amino acids. Lineage: Eukaryota; Fungi; Ascomycota; Sordariomycetes; Xylariales; Microdochiaceae. The transcript is spliced from 2 exons. The record is from RefSeq and is a predicted model, not a curated record.